This is a messenger RNA of Eimeria tenella, 881 nucleotides long. RefSeq lists its product as uncharacterized. The annotation marks the transcript as partial. The transcript has a single exon. The record is from RefSeq and is a predicted model, not a curated record. Lineage: Eukaryota; Apicomplexa; Conoidasida; Eucoccidiorida; Eimeriidae.
AUGGCGGCGCAGCCGCAGUCGUCAGGGGCCCCCAAGGGGGCCCCCCAGUUGUCUGAGCCCCCUCAGCUUUCUUCUGCAGCAGACGUGACGGGCCCCCCGUCCCCUGUUUCUCCCCCCCCAUCAGCAGCAGCAGCAGCAGCAGCAGCAGCAGCAGCAGCGCCUGGAGAGGGUCAGGUGUGCGUGUGCGUGGACAGUCCGCCGCGCGGGCGCAGCCGCAGCGGAGGCCGCGCGCGCGGCGGCAGCAGGCAGCGGCGCAGCAGCAGCGGCAGCAGCAGCAGCAGCAGGAGUCUGGAGCAGCUGAAAACAGCAGCGCCGCUGGCUUCCGCGCAGCCCACGCCGUGGGGCCUCAACCGCUAUUUGCUGCUGCUGCUGCACCUGCUGUACGUGGCCGUGAGCGCCCGCGUGCUGUUUGGGUGGCCGCACUUGUCGAACAUGCUGCUGCGGGACGGGGCGUACCUGUGGCUGUGCGACCCGGAGCAGCAGCAGCAGCAGCAGCAGCAGCAGCAGCAGCAGCGGCGGUACGCGUGCGUGGCGCAGGACGAACAGGUGCAGUUCCUGUUCACGCUGGGAGUUGCUGUUUCGUUUUGCUGCUCGCUGCCGGCGGGGGCCCUGCUGGACUGGGGGGGCCCCCGUGCUGCUGCUGCAGUGGGGCAGCUGUGUGGGGCCGCGGGGUGGCUGCUGCUGGGCCUCGCGGGGCAGCAGCAGCAGCUCUACGUGCCCGCCGUGCUGCUGCUGGCAGCAGGAGCUGACGCAGGCUACCUGCCAGCUUUGACUGUUGCCAAACUCUUUCCCAAGCAGCAGCAACUUGUCUUGGUGUUGAUUUGCGCAGCAAUGAGUGCCAGCUUCAGCGUGACGGCCAUCAUGGACGCGGCCUGGCGCGC